Toxotes jaculatrix (banded archerfish) is the source of this 1816-nucleotide messenger RNA. RefSeq lists its product as uncharacterized. Bases 166 to 1467 code for a protein of 433 amino acids. NCBI's taxonomy places the organism in Eukaryota, Metazoa, Chordata, Actinopteri, Toxotidae. The record is from RefSeq and is a predicted model, not a curated record. Gene Ontology annotation, molecular function: nucleic acid binding. The transcript is spliced from 8 exons. Gene Ontology annotation, biological process: DNA integration.
ACACGCUGUGUCUUCAUCCUGUUGUGAUUUUGUUGUUGGUUUUCUGUCUUCGUUAGCUACAGCUAGCACCGCGGCUAAAAUAUGCCGAUUGGGAUUCAGCAUAUUUGUGUCUAUCGAGGUGUAUAAUCACUUUCCUCUGCACUAAGCUGUAAAGUCUGAGCUGAAAUGUUAAGCGUGGAGUCGUUGCAAGUUGCUGAGGAGGAGGUGGUUGAAUCCAGCUCCAAUAAACUCGGUGACAUUUACACUUUUGUGGCUAAAGGCAGUUUCCCUCAGACGAUGAAUCCUUUACGAAAGAAGAAUCUCAAAAGAUACGCUCAGAAAUUUAUCAUUGACGAGGGCAAGCUGUACUAUGUGGGGCCCAAGAAAGACGAGAAGAGGGAGGUGGUGAUUGAGGCUGAGAGGAAGAGGCAGAUCUUUCUCGACUGCCACUUCAAUGACAUCGGCCAUCACCUGGGCCAAAAAAAGACCGUCCACAGGAUCCAGAGCAAGUACUACUGGCUUGGGAUCAUCAAGGAUGUAGUGGAUUGGAUUAAAGUGUGUGAGACCUGUCAGCACACAGAGAGGAAUAAAAACCUGGCAAGGACUGUCCGGCCUAUAAAAGUGGACGCACCUUGGGAUAUUGUUGGGAUUGACAUCAUAGGACCUUUCCCAGAGACCCAGCAAGGCAACACUUAUGUUAUAGUCCUCAUUGAUUACCUUAGUAAAUGGCCAGAAGCAUUUCCAGUGCAAAAGACAGAUGCUUUCUCUGUUGCAAGAUGCAUCUCCAAAUGUAUAUACAGGUUUGGUGCCCCUAAAACAAUAGUGUGCACACAGAAUGCUGACUUCUGUGAUGAGGUGACAAAGCUGCUGUGCGACAGAUGGAGCAUCGCGCAGAAAGUUUCUCCUCAGAUACAACCUCAGCUCAACCCGCUCCACGACUGCACGAGUCCUUUACUGAAGGAAGCCGUUGUGCAGAUGGUAACAGAGAAGCAGACCGAAUGGGAUGACUUUCUCGACCCUGUGCUGUUUUUAUUCAGGACGUCCACAAACCCUACGACUAAGUUCAGCCCUUACUCCCUCAUGUUCAACAGGAAAGCUAAUUUACCCAGUGAGACUACACUGAGCCUGCUGAAUUAUGAUGAACCAGAGCAAGAUAUGUAUUCCAUAAAGGAGAAGGCCUCUACAUAUAUGACAGUAAUGCAGGAGCAACAAAACUCUGUCAAGGAGCUGGUGAUAGCCAAUAUGAACGCUGCCUACAAACAAGAGAAGAAAAAGAACACUAAACGCAGGACACAUAACAUGCCCUCAAUGACCUUUAAAAUCGCAGAUCCUCUGUUCGGGGCAGGAGACUCACCCUCGCCAAAAAAACUGAAAGACAGUUUAUAUUUGUCUUUUCCUGUUGAGACGGUGCUGGCCACCGAGCAAAGCAGCUCAGAAGACAUAAAGACUGAGUUAGCGUAUCACUUGGCUGAGUCUGAUGUCCACUGAGGACAGUCUGGAAAGACUGGAGAGAAGACACACCAGCGGAGCACGACUACUACAGGUCGCCAUGAGCUACCAGAAGUCAGGAGACAGAAAUCCAGAUGUGUGUGUGAUUAUUAGAGCUGCUGAUGCUCAGUCAGUUGAACACACUGCGAGCUGUAGAAGUCUCACACUUAGAAUCCACCGGCCAAAGAAACAGCAGCAAACACUGAACCACAUGAACUGUUGAACUAUUUUCCCCAUUUCCCUACAAAAAAGUGUUGUUUCCCAUGAAAAUGUUAACUUAUUGAACAUUUGUUGUACUAUGUUUUUACGCUGUAAUGCUUUGAAAUACAGGCAUUGUUUCAUUUCUGAA